This is a messenger RNA of Mya arenaria, 12328 nucleotides long. Its product is annotated as potassium voltage-gated channel protein Shaker-like. Gene Ontology annotation, molecular function: delayed rectifier potassium channel activity; protein binding. The coding region runs from base 715 to 2619 and encodes 634 amino acids. Gene Ontology annotation, cellular component: membrane; voltage-gated potassium channel complex. The record is from RefSeq and is a predicted model, not a curated record. The transcript has 4 exons. Lineage: Eukaryota; Metazoa; Mollusca; Bivalvia; Myida; Myidae. Gene Ontology annotation, biological process: protein homooligomerization; potassium ion transmembrane transport.
AUUUGGACAUGCCACUACAAACCUAGAGGCAAUGAAUGUCUGGUGUCAUUUCCUAUGCUUGUGCUAUGGGAUGUAAACAAACCAUACUAUGGGUGUUGUACUAAUUUUGUUUCUAUAAUGAAGUGUGGAUACUAUUUAUACAUCAGAAAUAUAAGAGGCAUUUUCUUAAUGCUAUUUGUUCUGGCAUAAAGGACACACAGCAAGAAAUUGUCAAUUAGGAAAUAUCAAAUAUUAUUCGCAGAGGGCACACAAACUUGCUCGGAACAAUGGAAAUCCUGUGUACCUUCAUAUAAAAAAAACUGUUUAAGGAAUCUUUACUUGAUACAAAUCAAUAGAAGACAAAUUGUGCCAAAAUUUAUCAGGGCAACAGACCAAAUAGAUCAUUGUAUUCAAGAAACAUGUUUUAUGUAGCCACAAGCCAAGAAAGGGAAGAUUUCUUGACAUCAGACAUCAAUGUGUUUAAUCAAACCCAGGUUUGAAGCAUGAGAUUUGAGAGAGUUUUCAAGUUCUUCGGCAGUUUGAGUUUCAUUGACGACAUAUUCAGGUCUUGGACUAUUUGGUUCUCAAAAUGUUAGUAAACCAUUACUAGACAAAUAUGGAUAACAAGCAUUAGAUAAAGGCAAUCGUUAAAUAGUCAGUGAUUAGAAACAUUCAACAUUCAAGUCUAUAUUUACUAAAUUAGCCUUACAGCCAUUUUUCUAAAAUUUGAAAUAAAUGUGUUGUGUUGCCAUGGCGAUGCGAAUAACCACAAACCUGAACCCAGCGCAAGGAAUACAGGAGACCAAUCAGCCCAAAGACUUAGAUGCUAGUGAGUCCCAGCGUCUAGAGAGAAUACAAGCUGCUAAACGCAUACGGAGGAGCAAAUCUGCUCCGAGUAGUGCACGAUCAGGCUCGGUGACGGUGACCACACCUCCAGAAGAGGAGACCACCUCAACAUGCCUUCCAAACAUCUUCAAAAUGCAACAGAAGUCGGAUAAACAUAAAGACAAGGACAAAGACGAAACAUGUGCUGAUUUCCCGUCUCCUGUGUCAGACCCACCGCCCUAUGAAUCUGUUGGACAUGAUCAGAGUGACAAUGCCCAUGGCGGAGUUGCAAACUACAAAAGUUACCAAGAGAGUGGAAAUGACCUCAGGGAUGAAUCAACGGCUCCAUUGCUGGGAAACUGCGAACAACCAAGACAGUCCUUCCCAAAACUCACCGAAGAUGACCACUUGCAUCCACAUGAUGGGAUGGGUCAGCAGAAUCAGGACUACCAAGCGUGUGAACGUGUUGUGAUCAAUGUCAGUGGGCUGAGGUUUGAAACCCAGCUUAAAACACUUAAUCAGUUUCCGGAGACAUUGCUUGGGUGUCCCAACAAAAGGAACAGGUAUUAUGAUCCACUUCGAAAUGAGUACUUUUUUGACAGAAACAGACCCUGUUUUGAUGCCAUAUUAUAUUAUUACCAGAGUGGUGGACGGUUACGGAGACCAGUGAAUGUUCCAUUGGAUGUUUUUGCAGAAGAGAUCAAAUUCUAUGAAUUAGGUCUAGCAGCAAUUGAAAAAUACAGAGAAGAUGAAGGAUUUAUUAAGGAAGAAGAAAAACCCCUUCCCCAAAAUGAAUUUCAAAGAAGGGUCUGGUUAUUAUUUGAAUACCCAGAAAGCUCAACAGCUGCAAGAAUCAUUGCCAUUUUCUCUGUGCUAAUUAUUUUACUCUCUAUUGUGAUAUUUUGCUUGGAAACUUUGCCUGAAUUCAAGCAUUACAGAGUUGUGAAUGAAACCAUAAAUGGCACAGGCAAUAUUGAAGAAGAUGACAUACCGAAAUUCAAUGAACCAUUCUUCAUUAUUGAAACAUGUUGUAUUAUUUGGUUCACAUCAGAACUUAUGGUAAGGUAUGCAUCAUGCCCAGAGAAAUUAGGAUUCUUUAAAAACAUUAUGAACCUUAUUGAUAUUGUUGCAAUCAUUCCAUAUUUUAUCACACUUGGGACUGUCAUAGCAGAUGAAAGCAAAAGUAACAACCAGGCGAUGUCCCUAGCUAUACUAAGGGUGAUAAGACUGGUUCGUGUCUUUCGAAUUUUCAAGUUAUCAAGACAUUCAAAGGGACUUCAGAUUCUGGGUCAGACGCUUAAAGCCAGUAUGCGAGAACUUGGAUUGCUCAUAUUUUUCUUAUUUAUCGGUGUUAUAUUAUUUUCUAGUGCAGUUUACUUUGCUGAAGCUGAUGCAGAGGCAUCACAUUUCAAAAGUAUACCGGAUGCAUUUUGGUGGGCUGUUGUGACUAUGACCACCGUUGGGUAUGGUGACAUGAGGCCCAUAGGUGUUUGGGGAAAGCUAGUUGGCUCCUUAUGUGCCAUCGCUGGUGUGUUGACAAUCGCUUUGCCUGUGCCUGUUAUUGUUUCCAAUUUUAACUAUUUUUACCAUCGAGAGACUGAGUACGAUGAUCGACAGUCAUACCAACAUGUUCAGUCAUGCCCUGAUUACCCUCAGAAGAAAGACUCGUUACUCUCAGAUAGUGGUUCCGAUGUGCUAGAAAUGGGGGAGGGCGGAAGCAACUACAAUAUUAUGGACAAGGCAAAUGAAAAUCACACUAACAAAAAUAAUAAUCCAUCAAGUGUGAACAACCUUAGUAUUGAAACAGAUGUAUAAUGAGAAUCAAUUCAUCAAAUAUUCAUGGAAGCCACAUUAUUAUGUAGAAAUUUCAAGUCCCAUAACAACAUGUUGAGACUGGAACUCUAUGGAGAAUAUUUAAUAUGAGAGUGAUAUUGUUCAGUGAAAUGUAAAAUGCAAGGAACAGUCGUUUGCAGGCAUAUUGUUUGCAAAGAAUGAAUUACACUAAACCUUCCCUUUAACACUUUCCAGUCACUGGAGCAUCUUAUAUUUAUCCUUAUCAAAUCGAGUGUUACCAAUUUUUUUACAGUUUUUAACAUAAUGUACGUGUGUUGUUCCAUUACUGAACAUGACAUGCUGUGAUAAAUUGUAUAUAUAAUAUUGAUGUACAGUUACAUAAAACAAAUCAGUUUUUUUUUCCAAUCCGUGUCUUUCUGCUGUCGACCUUACCCUGCAUCUGAAUCUUCUACGAAGAGGAUUGAAAUUGUGAUUAGCUUACAAUAUAGUUCAAAUGAGUGACCACUUACAGUGGUUCAUAUUCUCCAAAUAAAAGAUCUAUGAAUGAGUUAUAUUGGCAUGCCUGCAAUAUUUGAAUGCAUUUUGUCCUCUCCACAAGAUGGUUUCUACCUCAUGAAUGCAAAAAAAUGGUUUAUGUUGCUGUUGGGCCAUGCUUAUAUCAGUCUGUAAAUAAGUGCUUGAAACAAAACAAUGAAAUCUGUUCAUCUAAACACAAGAAAACACAUAGAGAAUGCUAUGGUACAAACUGAUCGAAGACUCAAAAUUGAAUGUGCUUGAACAAAAAAUCAAGAAAACACUUAGAGAAAUGUUAUUAUAGAAACAAAUAGAAGACUUAAUGUGCUUGAAAAAAAAAGGAAAUGUGUUCAUUUAAACACAAGAGACACCUAGAUAAAUGUUCUGGUUCAAGCCAAUCAAAGAUUAAAUGUGAUUGAAACACACAAGAAACGCCUAGAGAAAUGUUAUGGAUCAAGCCAAUCAAAGAUUAAAUUAUGUGAUUGAAACAAAAUUGGAACACAAGAAAACACCUAGAGAAAUUUUAUGGUUUAAGCCAAUUAAAGAUUAUAUGUGAUUGAAACGGAAAAUUAGAUCACAAGAAAACACCUAGAGAAAUGUUAUGAAACAAACCAAUCAAAGACAAUAGAGAUGUUUUAUUGAAAUCAACGCAGACUCACUUCAAGAGAAACAGUUGCUUACGCCCCUCCAUGAAUUCCAUAGGAAUAGAUGCCAUGCAUAAUCUCCUGAGAUGAAAAUGUUUUCCUCAUGAACUAUUGCUCAUAUUCGAUUAGAGAGUGGUCAGGCUGGGGAUGAAGGGGAGAUUUGACUCCUGGUACCAGUAUACACGUAGGGGCGCCUUACACUAAAAGAUGGGACCCCAACCUACCCACUGCUAGAUCGACCAGGAAUGACCUUGAACUCCUUUAGUGAAAACCUUCCCACCAGAAAAUAAUGUGUACAUAUAAGCAUGGAUGCAUAUUAGGAUAUUGCGGUUAAGCCUUGAAUAUUGACACUUGCCGACAAUGCUUACGAAGUCCCUGCAGGUCCUAAAGAUGGAUUAACAUUGAUUGGAUUGCGUCUGCUACUCCCAUUAUCUGACCAAGGAGUUUUUCGAUGAUGAUGUGCAUGUGUCUGACUGGGUGUUAUGUUGCUAUGGAAAACGUGUACAAAACAGUCACAUGGUCUUAUAUUGUUCUAUGUCCAAAGCAGAUGUUAAUGUUGCCUGCAGUGGAAAGGACAACCUAUAGGGAUUAUAUUGUCUGGCGGUGUCAGCCACAGUGUUAGACUUUCAUAUCCACUUUCUAACUUAUAUAUUUGUGAUCCAACCUUUAUCAAACUUAGUCACAAUGUUUAUUGGCAUAAUGGCAAAAAACAGCCAGAUCCAGAGCACUAUAAUUAUGUCUCUUGUCGGCAUUUUGGCCAAUUUCAAAAUGUCUGCUUUCUAACUUAAACGUUUCUCAUCCAAUCCUACCAAAUAUGAUCACACUAAUUUACAUAAUUUUAUUAACAUUAUACAUGUAUGUUUAAACUAAACUUCAUCAUUAAUGAAAUAAUGGUUUUCCAUUCCAUACAGGCAACAUAUUCAUUUUGCAUAAAUUUAGUUCACAUGCUUCUCUAAGCUUGUACACGAAUAUGUCAUGGACACUGUACCAUGAAGCUGUUUUUUAGUAAAAUCUACAAGUAGUUCUACUAAUAAAAUUCACAGUUUGCAUUAUAUUUCGUUUCUCACGUUGCACAAGUUUUGUCAUUCAGUGAAAACCCUAGCACAAUUGGUAAAUAUUCCAUACUGUUGUCAUUCAAUAUCAAUGCAAGUUUGUUCUUAUUGUGUCCAGCCUUUUUGUAUCAUCCAGAACAAAUUAUGUAUUAUAACAUACUGUUUAUAAGUUUGAAGUGUACAUCUGUGUGUAUGAAUCACCAUAUUAUAAUAUUCAAGUUUGUAUGUUAAUGAUGUUACAACAUUUUUAGCUCACCUGUCACGUAGUGACAAGGUGAGCUUUUGUGAUCACUCUUCGUCCGUCGUCCGUCCGUCCGUCCACAAUUGCUUGUGAACACAAUAGAGGUCACAAUUUUGACCUAAUCUUUAUGAAACUUGGUCAGACUGAUCAUCUCUAUAAAAUCUAGGUCAAGUUCGAUAUUGGGUCAUCUGGGGUCAAAAACUAGGUCACUAGGUCAAUUAGUAGAAAAACCUUGUGAACACAAUAGAGGCCACAAUUUUAGCCUAAUCUCAAUGCAACUUGGUCAGAAUGGUCAUCUCUAUAAAAUCUAGGUCAAGUUCGAUAUUGGGUCAUCCGCGUUCAAUAAUUAGGUCACUAGGUCAAUUAGUAGAAAAACCUUGUGAACACAAUAGAGGUCACAAUUUUAGCCUAAUCUCAAUGCAACUUGGUCAGAAUGAUCAUCUCUAUAAAAUGUAGGUCAAGUUCGAUAUUGGGUCAUCCGCGGUCAACAACUAGGUCACUAGGUCAAUUAAUACAAAAACCUUGUGAACACAAUAGAGGUCACAAUUUUAGCCUAAUCUCAAUGCAACUUGGUCAGAAUAAUCAUCUCUAUAAAAUCUAGGUCAAGUUCGAUAUUGGGUCAUCCGCAGUCAAUAACUAGGUCACUAGGUCAAUUAUUAGAAAAACCUUGUGAACACAACAGAGGUCACAAUUUUGACCUAAUCUUUAUGAAACUUGGUCAGACUGAUCAUCUCUAUGAAAUCUAGGUCAAGUUCGAUAUUGGGUCAUCUGGGGUCAAAAACUAGGUCAGUAGGUCAAUUAGUAGAAAUACCUUGUGAACACAUUAGAGGUCACAAUUUUAGCCUAAUCUCAAUGCAACUUGGUCAGAAUGAUCAUCUCUAUAAAAUCUAGGUCAAGUUCGAUAUUGGGUCAUCCGCGGUCAAUAACUAGGUCACUAGGUCAAUUAGUAGAAAAACCUUGUGAACACAAUAGAGGUCACAAUUUUAGCCUAAUCUCAAUGCAAAUUGGUCAGAAUGAUCAUCGCUGUAAAAUGUAGGUCAAGUUUGAUAUUGGGUCAUUCACGGUCAAUAACUAGGUCACUAGGUCAAUUAGUACAAAAACCUUGUGAACACAAUAGAGGUCACAAUUUUAGCCUAAUCUCAAUGCAACUUGGUCAGAAUGAUCAUCUCUAUAAAAUCUAGGUCAAGUUCGAUAUUGGGUCAUCCGCGGUCAAUAACUAGGUCACUAGGUCAAUUAGUACAAAAACCUUGUGAACACAAUAGAGGUCACAAUUUUAGGCUAAUCUUAAUGCAACUUGGUCAGAAUGAUCAUCUCUAUAAAAUCUGGGUCAAGUUCGAUAUUGGGUCAUACGCAGUCAAUAACUAGGUCACUAGGUCAAUUAUUAGAAAAACCUUGUGAACAAAAUAGAGGUCACAAUUUUAGCCUUAUCUUAAUGAAACUUGGUCAGAAUGAUCAUCUUAACAUAAGCUAGGUCAAGUUCCAUAUUGGGUCAACCCAGGUCAAAAACUAGGUCACUAGGUCAAUUAGUAGAAAAACCUUGUGAACACAAUAGAGGUCACAAUUUUAGGCUUAACUCAAUUCAACUUGGUCAGAAUGAUCAUCUCUAGUUUUACAUAUAUACGGUAAUAAGAUGUUACGAGCAAAAAGAGUUCAGACCUAAAUUGCUAGAAAAAAAAAAAAUUAAAAAAAUGUAAAUGAUAUUAUGAUAUGUUGAACAAAAGGUCUGAUCUUUUAACAUUUUAAUGAGUCUUAGGUGAUGAUAUUUUACUUGAAUAGUAUUCAAGACUUUAUUUAUGAAUAAUAUUCAAACUUUUAUUGAUGAAUAUAUAAUUCUUAUGAUAUAUUUUUUCUUGUACACAUAUAUACUGCACUAAAGCACCAGUUUGCAUUGAAUAUAUGGAUUUUAGUGUAUUUAAUAAAUAAAAAUUGUUUUACGUUAUGAUAAUUAUUGAUAUUGUUAGAAUUUAUUACCUUGAAAAAUGCUCAAUGAUAAUUUUUCUCUUUGAAUUAUAGUUAUAAAUGAGGGCUGAUGGCUAGAUAGUAGAUUCUAUUGUAGUCUUAAUUAAAUGCUACUUAGAACUACAUGUUUCUAGCCCUCAAAAUGUUGAUUGUUUUUUUGAUAAAGUGUCACCAUAGUAACCUUCACAACAGCUCUGUAAUUGGUCUCUUAAAAUAGUAAGACUGCAGUCUUUAGAACGCAAGGUAACAUUCUUUUCUUAUUUUCAAGAUCGUAAGUGUGUUGUUUUUUCUAAAAUUAUUAUCCAACUUAAAAUUGUCGGAGAAUUUUUUUAUUAAAUGGAGUGGUACUCAAUAUAGUUGAAGUAAUCUAGUAUACUUAAUUUAACUUGUUUAUCUAUCCACAUAAAUUGACGAACAUGUACAAAGCGAGAAUCAAAACAUGUUGUUUUUUUACGUAUGACAAAGACUCCUUAAAUUGACAAACUCAAAUUCAAUUAUAAUUUUAAUGGAUUUUGAACUUAUUUGCCAUUAAUAUUACCAUAAUCUUUACACUGAAGAAAUAUGUCCAUGCAUUCAUGCAAUUUGAGAUGUUAAAAAGCUGGCUUCAUCUAUCAAUUAUUAAUUUGAAAGGCCUAUAUUAAGACCUAAUGCAUAUAUAAUAGUUAAUUUAAUCAAACUACUUGUAUAUUGCCAUGAAAAGCUACAAAUAGUGUGUACAAAAAGAUGGGUAUUGUUGGUAGGAGCCAUUCCAUCAAAAGUCCUAGGAGCAGUUUUGUACAUAGGAGAGAUUGUGUAGAUGUUCAAAGGUAGUACUGCACUGUCAAAAUUUCUCCUAAUGCACUGUUGAAAAUCUCUCUUAGUGCACUGUUUAAAAUAUCUCCUACUGCACUGUUGAACAUCUCUCUUAGUUCACUGUUGAAAAUCUCUCCUACUUCACUGUUUGAAAUCUCUCAUAGUAGAACUAUUACUGCAGUGUUGAAAAUCUGUCCUAGUGCACUGUUGAAAAUCUCUCCUAGUUGUACUUAACUGUUGAAUAUCUACUUCUGAACUGUUGAAAAUAUCUGCUUGUAGUACUGCACUAUUAAAAGAAUAUUUCCGUCUGCAUUGUUGAAACUCUUUCCUAGUGCAGAGAUGAAAGUCUCUCCUAGUUCACUUUUGAAAAUUUCUACUACUUGUAUUUAACUGUUGAAAAUCUCUUCUAGUGCAUUGUUGAAAAUCUCUCCUAGUACUACUGUACUGUCAAAAAUAUCUCCUACUGCACUGUUGAAAAUCUCUCCUACUGAAUCGUUGAUAAUCUCUCCUAGUAGUACUGCUCUUUUGAAAAUCUCUCCUAGUUGUACUGCUCUAUUGAAAAUAACACCCAAGGAGAAACUGCUGCUACAUGUAGAAUUCAUGAUGAAACAGACCCCUGCUCAUCAACUUACGAUAAAGAGAUUUUUACUUUAAUAAGAGUCAUGUUUUUUUAAUUGCAUAAUUAUUUGAAAGAAUAAUAUGUAUUUUGUUUUGAAUUUUUAAAAAUAAAUUAACUUGAUCAAUUAUUCAAUGCACUUGUUUUCAAUUUUAAACCUGUUAAAUAUCUCUUGUAGAAAAUGGUUUGUCUAGACUACAGUGUGCGCAUGUGUGUGUGUCUUUCACUGACUGAAGAACAUAUAUUUUGCAUGACCUAAUCUAUUAUUUCAUUGCAACUCAUUUUGCAUUUUUAUGUCAUUAUUGCAUUCAACGCCAAUUGCAGAUCAUUUUAGAGUUUUCUCUAAAACAGUUUAUCCUUGAACAGGAUUAGAUUAUUGAAUUUUAAAUAUUCAUCACACUCACGGUCUCUGUAUAAUAAUCAAUAUACUCCUAGUUGGUUUGAUAUUAUCUUAAACAUUGAAUCUCAUCAUGUUUUAUUUUGUUUCUGUCUCUAUAAUCAUAAUUUUUCUUUACUUUAGUAUUAUACUGUAUAUUGGUUUAAAUGUGCGAGGUAUUUUUUUCGCUACCCUUGUAAUUUGACCCAAUUUAUGAGAUUUAGAAUCUGCAUUUAAACCUCUAUACCGCUUGAAAUAUGCGAGGUCCUUUUUAUUAGCAAUUCUUGUGAUUUUACCAUUUUACAAGAUCAAAUGUCCACAGUCAUCUAUUUUACUUUAAAUAUGCAGUCCUUUUUUCGAAAUUCUAGUCUUUUGACCAAUUUGUAAGAUAUAGUGUCUGCAGGCCUCUGAUAAUAUAAAUUACUUCUGGACAUGUUUUUAUAAAUAUCAUUGAGCAAAAUUUUGAAUUUGUGAUGAAAUGUAAUUGCAAAUGUAAUCGAAAAUAAAGUCUCACAACAUUAAUGCACUCUGCAGUAUUUUUUAGUUAUUGACUUCUCCUUAGGCCAAACAAAAAUUGUUCGUUUUUAAUUUCACUUCCAAAAAUAAUAUGGGUGGUAGGUCAGCAUUUUAAAGUAAUUUUUAGGUAAAACUGUGUCUUUAUGUCUCUAAAAUGUCGCCCUUUUGUCUGGGUUGAUGCCAAGUAUAGAUAAAUUAAAAAAAAGUAUAUUUACAUGUCUUGCUAGCACAUGACACGUAUUUUAGAUAUAUAUUAUAAAACAAGGAAAAAAGAUAACGGCCUCUAAAAAUAUGUCCGAUGGCAAUGAAAAAAAUAAAGGUUGGAAUCAGUCGGAAAACUGGAAACAAACAUAUUUCUGUUUCGCCUUAUGACAUCAUUUUUGUUGUUGAAUUAUUUUUCAUUGUUUAUGUUAUUAGAAAAACUAACAAGUAUGUAAUGUAUAAUGAAAUACUCUCACAGUUGUUUUAAAAGGGUAUAGAAUUUUGCCAGUAUAUAUAUUAGAGUCUCGAUCAUUUUAAAGUAGCGUGCUAUAUUGUGUUAACGCCAAGACAAAUCAUGGAUGGUUGUUUUACUUGUUUAUACCAUUGUUUUUUGUUUUGUUUUAUUCAUUGUAAUCAAAGGUUUGUUUUACAAAUUCAAUCAAAAUGUAUAUACAUUUGUAAUCAUUAUAAUAUUUUUGAGUUUUUAAUUAUUUUAUUUUGUUAAUCAAUAGUUGGCAAUUAUUAGCUCUUUUUGUUACAAGAUUUAUAUUUAUUUUGUCUCAGUUUUUAUAUUAACUGCAUUCUUUCUGGUAAAAUAUAGCCUCAAUUAUGUUAGGACAACAAAGAUACUGUUCAUUUGAUAGGUAUCAUAAAUGACCCCCUCGUUUUAUUAAAUUGGUAGAACGACCCCUCAUGUAAAGAGAUAUGUAUUAUAUGCAAAAUUUUGGAUAAAAUGAAAUUACAUUCUAAAUCUUGACCUGACUUAAACAACCAUUUGACCUCAUUAUUCAGACAGCAAUAGCUCCGCAUUAGAACUUCCAGAUCCUUCCAGAUCCAGCUUUUUACUUAAAUACAAUAAUCACCUUUGAUUUCACUUAACAAGUAUAGCUAAAGUGUUUUGAUUGGACAGUAAAAUUAUUUGUCCAAUGAACUGCAUGGAAUCACUCAGAUGCAUGCCUGAUGGGAUAAGGAUAGUAAUUAUACUGAAUAUGGCCUUAGAUUUGUUUUACGUCAAUACAAUAAUCUUGUAAUUCUAUUUCUUAGUGCAAAAAGAGUAUUCAUUGAAUUCCAAUUAUAAUACAUUAAGCUGGAACUUUGUACAUUUCUUAUGUAUUUGUUUUGUUGCAUUUGUUUGGUUUCAAUUCAUUUUGAAAUUUAUCCUCGUUCAUUUAGCAUUGACAAUUAAUCUUUAGUUUGUCCAUUGUUUUGGCAUUUGUGAAUCACAUUUACAGCAUUUAACAUCUUUUAAUUUAUUAUUAUUUAUUAGCUUUUGGUUGUAUAAGUAUACAUUAUUUUGUAUGUACAAUCCAUCAAAUUUUUAUAUACUACAUGUUUCUGAUUAGAUGACAAAAUCACUUCUUAAUCUGAUAUUUCCUUUACUUUGCCAUCUUGCCUUGUGUAUAAGAGGUAUGGUAUCUGCUACUAAAUCAUGUGAAUUUUGAAUUCCUGGUGACCACAUAUUAUUUUUGGUACAUAUUAUUUACAUGUACAGAAAGAAUGCUGUAAAAAGUACACUGAAAAUAUUUCUACAAACAGGUUUUUUUUGGGGUCUUGAAAUAUGGCGAUAUGGGUCAUUUAACAUUUGAAUCCAGAAAAAAAGGACAAAUGUACAAACUAUAUUAACUUAUUUAUAAUGUAUUCUUAAACAUUUGCAUUCAGCAUUCAAUAUCCUUUCAAAUUAUAUCAAAGUUAUAUGGGGUCAUCAGACAUUACAUUUGAAGGGACUGGACAUGAGAUUAUUUUACAUGAUUUAAACAAUAUUUUGUCACUGUCUCAGCUGAGUUUACCUGUUUAAAAGUAGCACAUAAUGGUUUCCCAGUAUAUAGUGUGUAAAUUUAGCAUGUGAAAGUCACGUGAUUAAAACAGAUAAAAAUACAUGGUAGACAGACCACCUAAAUUUCGAAUUUGAAAAGCAUGCAAAAGCCGCGAAAGAUACAUGUGUCUUAAGUAAUGUGAUACAUCAGUAAGAAAGAAUUAAUGCUGUUGGAUGCAACGAUAUUGAUUUUAUGUAAAAAAAAAUACUAUUUUCAUUUGUUCUUGCAAUGUUCUUAUCUGGUGUCUAGUCCAUUUAACAUGGCUUGAUAAAAUGACAAGCUUACAUGUACAUCAGAUGCCUUAAAAUCUUCUAUAAUUUAGAGUAUUUCAGUCCAUUUUGUUCAUACUGGUAACUAGGAGUUAUGAAUUUGUUCAUCGUCUGGAAUUUAAUCAAUUUUAAUAUGAACAAGAAAACUGUUUGUUAAUUGCCUUGAACGUACGCCUAUAACAGAUCUUUGACUGGUUGUUCCUUAUUUCUAAUGAAUUAAUAACGAAUUUGAAACAAAACCCAGCAAGUAUGCUACAAAUACAUGUUGUAAAUCCCAUUAUCAUGAAAACUUUUUGAUUGAUGAUGGGUACUCAUUUUGUGGAAAGCUCCUUGGGGGUGCUAGUUGGCAACCCCCAUCAAUUAUGUAGGGGCACAUGUUUUAAUGCACCGCAUGGUGCCACUAUAUGGCGAUACUUUCAUACAUAAUAUAUAACUUACCCUCUUCUCGUUAUGUUCUAUCAUACACAGCUCUCGGAGUGCUAUUGUCGACUUCUAAAUAUUUCUUGAAAAUUAAUAGGCAGAAAAUGACUUGUUUCACGUGUAUGGUUCUCUCUGUUAAUUACAUGUUGCACUUGUGGUAGAGUUUAUGAAAGUUGUUUUCUAUUCGUUUGUGAGGCAUAUGGUCUGAGAUCUACAUUACAGUCUUGUUAUUUCGUUAUAUAUAUUUAUUCACAACUCAUUGUAUUUAAAUAUAUGAUUUUGAUUGUGAAAUCCUGAUUAAAACAUGGUUUACCUUG